Messenger RNA from Rubroshorea leprosula, 3112 nucleotides. The record is from the annotation of a GenBank genome assembly. Lineage: Eukaryota; Viridiplantae; Streptophyta; Magnoliopsida; Malvales; Dipterocarpaceae.
GAGGAUCAAGUUGAAGAGUUAGCAUAAAAAACGGGAUCAAGCCCUCCAUUCACAAGCCCCCAUAAUGGUCAUCCUUCCUUCUCCCAUCACUACUUUCAAGUUUAUUCCUUUUUUCUUGUUAAAGCUUGAGGGGGACCAUUGUGCCUUUUAUCUACAACGUGAAGAUUUUUCUGAUCAUGCCUGUCAUGAGAGCAACUUUAUCUCACAUCGCUGACAGAAAUCAAGAGCCUGGCCAAGAUGAUGGACAAGUGGUUCAACAACCAUGUCCAUCGACAGACAUUUUUGAUGAUCUCUUGCGAGGAAUCAUUGAUCCUAAUCUCCCAUCUUUGGUUCAAGUUAUUCGGGUCUUGCACGAGAAUCAACAAAGAACUACUCAUCUUCUCGCCAACUUGCAAGCUCAACAUACUCUGCAGGACCCAGCGGAACCAACCAACAUGGUUGGGACGUCCCAACCACAAGAGGUUCAAGCUGGAGCUAUUGAUGGUACUAGGGGCUCUGUUGCAUGGCUAAAUAACUCAGCAUCACUAGUAAUUGCAGUCGCUAGCACCGUUGGAGCUCUACCCAAUGCAGCCAACUGUACUCGAGGCUUCAUCAACAUGGCAGAUCUUACUACUCUCUUGGACAAGGAGCGUUCCAGACAAAGUUCAACCAUUUUUCAGUUCAUCCAUGAUCCACCAUACCCAAAGGAGAUUUUGUCCAAGCCUUUAUUCAUGAGUGACCAACUGGCAGAAGGUUUAAAUGGUCUAGUGACCUCUGCAGUGGAAAAGGACUUAUAUAAGGGAGUGACGGUUGGGAGUGGAGGUGAUAGGGUGACACACUUACAAUUUGCGGAUGAUACCAUACUCUUUGAAGAGGCAACAGAUGACAACAUUUGGACAGUCAAGGGUAUUAUGAAAACUUUUGAGCUGGCUUCAGGUUUGAAGAUCAAUUUUGGGAAGAGCCAAUUAAUGGGGGUAGGGGUAGAGGAGAGUUGGAGGGCUAAGAUGGCAUAUAGAUUGUGUUGCAAAGAAGGGGAACUCCCAUUCAAAUAUUUGGGAAUUCCUAUUGGUGGGAACAAUAGGAGGUUAGUAAUGUGGCAACCAAUGAUAGAAUCCUUUAAAAAGAAACUAUCCAGCUGGAAGGGUCGGCAUCUUUCCUUGGGAGGUCGUAUCACGCUCAUCAAUUCAGUGUUAUCAAGUCUACCCAUGUUCCUAAUGUCAGUCUACUUAAUCCCAAAAGGAAAGGAUAACACAUGCAACCAAAUGGGUAGUACAAGAAACGGAUCACGGGAAUGGAAGCUGUCAUGGAGAAGAAAUUUGUUCGAUUGCGAAGAUGAGGAGGUCACGAAACUUCAGAAUAUGAUUGAGGACGUGAAGAUAUCCCAAGGAUGCCCUGAUAGAUGGGAAAUACCAACUAAGGUGAACUUGUUAAGAAGAGGGAUAGUUAAAGACAUGGGAGAAUGCAAGUGUGAUAUGUGUGAUGAAGAAGAAAAGGAUACUGCCCAUCUAUUCUUAAAAUGCAAGAUUGCUCGGUCAUUGUGGGAAGCUUGUACUAAGUGGUGGGAGGCCAAGGUAACAUUGGAAAGUGAUCGCUGGAAGACAUUCAAAAUCUUUGGGGAAUGGAACAAAGAUCCAAGUAUCAGAGAAGGAUGGGACUGCAUUUGGAGUGCGAUUGUCUGGACAGUGUGGACUACUCGAAAUCAGAAGCCUGUUUCUGGAGUUAGCAACUCACAAUUGUCAGGUAGGAAGAAAAGGGACUCGUAUGGAAAUGAGGAUAUUGUCACUAACUUGCCUGGCCAGCCAGCUGUAGACUUCCGGUAUUACGCUGGUUAUGUCAACGUGAAUGAAAAGAAUGGAAGAGACUCUUUUAUUGGUCCUGGGUGCUCGUCCGUUGGAUAUGGAGCAACACAAGAGAUUGGUCCUUUCCUAGUGGACAUUGAUGGAAAUGGAAUUAAGUUUAAUAAUUUCUCACGGAAUAAAGAAGCUAACAUGUUAUUCCUGGAGUCUCCAAUUGGGGUUGGCUUUUCAUACACAAAUACAUCGACUGAUUAUGAUAAUCUAGGAGAUGGCUUCACUGGAAAAUAUGUACCAGAGCUAGCUGAACUCACCAUUGACAAGAACAAUGAUCCCUCCCCUUAUAUUGAUUUGAAGGAAUAUCCUUUUUGUCAACAGCUGGGAAAUCCUGAAACAUCUUCUGCUGAAGAUUGGGAAGGAAUAGUGGAUUAUGGUUGGAGUCAUGCUGUGAUAUCUGAUGAAACACAUAGAAUAAUCAGUGAAAACUGUGACUUUAACAGCAGUGAUACAUGGAGCAAUCCACAUUGUAAGGAAGCUGUGGAUGAAUUAUUCAAACAGUAUAAGGAGAUUGAUAUCUACAGUUUAUACACCCCAGUUUGCGUUGGUUCAGAUAAUAAGUCAAUGAAAGUUGUAAUGAAGCAAGCGUCCAACAUGUUGCCCAGGAUCCUGGGAGGUUAUGAUCCAUGCAUGGAUAAUUAUGCAAAAGCUUUCUACAAUAGACCCGAUAUUCAAGAGGCACUCCAUGUUAGCAAUGGUCACCAGCUCAGAAACUGGAGCAUAUGCAAUCAGACUAUGUUUAACAAUUGGUCAGAAUCAGAUUCAGAAAACUCUGUUCUUCCAAUAUACAAAAAGCUUAUUGCAGUUGGAGUUAGAAUAUGGGUCUACAGUGGAGACACAGAUGGAAGGGUUCCUGUUUUGUGCACACGGUACAGCUUAAGCUCCUUGGGACUGCCUGUUCUUCGGGCAUGGAGACCCCCGUACCACCAGAAGCAGGUCAGUGGUUGGCUUCAAGAAUACAAAGGGCUAACUUUUGCAACAUUUAGAGGGGCUGGGCAUGCAGUGCCCUGCUUCAAACCAAGCAGCUCACUUGCAUUCUUCAAAUCCUUUCUCCUUGGAAAAUCUCCACCUUCAUCUCGAUAAUCCGUUUAGUUAACUGAUCCUCAAGGAUUGUGCUUCUAUAGGUAAUAGGGUCUUAUGUGAGUGUUGUUCUCCCAUCGAAAAUAGUUUCCUUAACUUACUGUGUUUGCUUAUGGAAAUCAUAUGAAUUUUCUGUAUGUGGUGUCUUAGAAUACAUUAUAGACUUGCAAAAUACGAGGAGGCAAUAAAACAGUUGGUCUGUC